UUUAUCUGUGUGUAGUAGCCAACCAACUCCAAAAAAAAUAUAUAUUAAAAAAUAUCCACCAAGCUAACUCAAACUAUCCACCAACCCAUAGAAAACCCACAAAUCUAAUAUUAUAUCGAACCCUACAUGUGUUUGUGUGUAUGUGUGUCUUAUAUGUGAAAAACGGUAGUAUUAACUUCUUGUACGUCAACAACAACAACACUAUCAACUAUACAACAAAUCCGAGCAGCAACAGCAAUAAAAUAAAACUGGCAGCCACAACAAAAGCAGCGUCGACUUACCACAACAAAAGGUAUACAUAUUCAGCUAGUUGGCCACCCAGAAAUAAGCGCUUUUCCAUUUCCUUUGCAUUGCCUUUUUAAAUCGCUUGUCGUUUGUUUUGUUGCCACCACAAGUUAAGUGAAAUAAAUCAGUCAAAAUUAGUCCGCGUUGUCAACCGACGUUGCUGUCGCUGUCGCCGUCAUCGCCGUUGUCGCCAUUAUCAUCGCCGACACCACAACUAUGCGCCAUGUCAAAACUUCGACAUUACAGGUCCAUAGAUCAGCCCUGCGCCACGACCAACAUACGCAAAAAGACGAUGACAGCGAUAUGCUUUGUCUGCAACCUGCCCAUUUUGUCUCACCAGGUGGGCCUGGUGUGGCAGGGUGGAAACGGCUGGGACGAUAUGGUCAGAGAGCAGUUGGAGGAAUCAACCAUACGACAGCGUUUGGGUGGUCGACGCGACUCGGCAGCACAGAUAACCACGCCCCCUAGUACAUCACCGCCACCAGGUCUACAGCGUCGUCGGCGCAGCUCACUUGCUCAGCUCACCGAUAUUCUGCGCGAAUGGAGCGGUGGUGGCGCUGCCAAGCAGCAAACACAAAGUCAACGUCAGAAGGCGCAACUCAAUCGUCGCGAAACCUUAGCUGACCUAGCGCGCAGCCUACCAUGGCGCACCUCCACCACCGAUGCGUCGACUGGCCCUGGUGGCGGUACCACUUAUAUAACCCCACGCAAACGUCGCGAGUCUAGCGCCGACUCGGGUAUACGCAGCAUGCGUUCACGUCGUGACUCGAACACAACCGAAUUUGUGAAACAUUGGAAUCGACGUGAGAGCACUGCCGCCGAGGAGCCCACCGUAGUGGUGCCGGUUGUCGUUGAGGGUCCUGGACGUAGCAGUUCGCGUCGCGGCUCGGGUGAAAGUUAUCUCUCGAGUCGUCGCGACAGCAACAUUGGCCGUGCCACUACUCCGCCUCCGCCACCAAAGAUCGGCGGCAAUACAGCCAAGAAACGUGAUUCGUUGGCUGCACCCGAUUUUCCCAACUUCCGUCAAGAGCAACGUCCUUCAACUAGUUCAGGUGGCUCUGAUUCAGUACCGUUAAUAUCUACUACCAACUAUAAUCAGGUCGAUUCCGCUUGUCAAGCACUACCGCCACCAACAAUCAUUACCAGCUCAGUGACACCGCCGGCCACUAGUCCCACCGCACCGUUGAAGGGACGUCGCGACUCGACUACGCAGUGUGGACGCGUUAAUCGUCGUGAUUCUAAAGCCGGUAUAUCACCGGAACGUGCGCCACGCUUGCAACGUCUACAACGGCAAGCAACUGCUUUCGACGAGAGCUGCCUGCCUGGCGGCAGUCGACGUGGCUCACAGCCGGCGCUUAGCCCCGAUCCGCCGGAGGAUUGCCCGGGUGCGCGCACGUCGCGUCGUGAUUCGCUUAGUCCGGACAGUGCAUCACGUGGCGGACGACGUGACUCACGCGCACAUCUCUCACCCGAUCGCAGUCAUGAUCGCGACGGCAGUCCACGGCGGCAGACGCUGCGACGACAGAGCUCGUCGGCUGCGCGCAGCUCACGUUCUCCCGAUUCGAAUAGCUGUUGCUCGUCGCGUGAUCCAAGUCCUUGCUCACGACCACCACCAUUGGUGUCGGCGGAGACGAGCUCGCGACCGGCAAUUAGAAGACAAUCGACCACUGAAGAAAUUUUGAUAGCACGUGGCUUUCGUCGACAAUCGACUACAGAGGAGAUGAUACGUUGCAGAAACUUUCGGCGUCAGAGCUCGCAAAGCGAUGAUGUGUGUCGCUAUCGUGGUCGUCGUGACUCAAGUGCACAAAUCAUUGACGGCACGAUCGGCACAAUGACAGUUGAGACAACCAGCACUUUCUUCGACUCGAGCACUCAGACCGAACCUUCGCCAUUGUACGACAACAACCACUAUCACGAGGAAUGCCUGCGCUGCAAUUCGUGCGGUCUAAAUUUGACAGGACCAAAUCAGAAGCGCGCCAGAAGGUUCAAGAACCACAUACUCUGCGACCUGCACUUCGCAGACGUUGCCCUAAUGGAGUGCUCCGAUUUUAUGCAACAGCUGAGAAGCUUCAAGCCACAAUCACUCGGUUGCGCCGUUGCGAGACGAAAAAGUUCAACAACGUUUUUUUUCCCAUUGCCGCCGCAGGCAUGUUCAGAUGAAUUUUGUGAAGAUUACCCGCACAAUCUCAUGCCCACACCUGGCUACUGGAUUGAAUGUUCGCGUCAGAAAAUCACAUUACCCACACUGCAUACGAAUUGGGAUGAAAGCGAUUCAGAGCACGAAGAUAUACGAGCGGGCAGCUCCAGCGAUGCUUAUCUCGAGCGUGAAUGCAGCGAUCUCUAUGAGGACGAUGAGGACUCGGAAGCGACACCAAGUCCUAGGAAAAAGACAACAAUCGAAGAUCAAUGGGAUCAACAGGGCGCCUUCGAGCUCAUCUCCGUCGAACAGGAGACAUAUGAGAAGUACUUUUACGGCACCGAACACUGGAACUAUUUUACGAGCGAUGAGGAUCUCGGCCCCGUUAUACUCUCAAUCAAACAGGAGACACUUAAUGGACGCGAUCAAUUUCGUAUAUUGGUACGCGCCGGCUCGUAUACGGUACAUGGACUGAUACCGGCGUCCUGUGUCUUCGCCGAUAGAUAUAAUCGCGAAGAAGUAGUUAGAUCACUAGGUAAAGAAGUUAAUUUAAAUCCACCGCUAACACUAGGGCAACUGCCCGAUACACCCGAGGAGCUGCUGAAACUAGAUCAGGUUUUUAUAAAAUCCGAGCUGAAAGUGGGUGUGAUUUAUGUGAAAGAGGAUCAAUUCUCUGAGGAGCAAAUUUUAGACAAUAACGAAAAUUCUAUACUCUUUGAUGAAUUCCUAACGUUACUCGGCGAUCGUGUACGUUUACGUGGUUUCGAUAAAUACAAAGGUGGCCUUGAUACGGUGCAUGACUUGACAGGUCUCUAUUCGGUUUACACCAAUUGGCGUAACAUUGAGAUCAUGUUUCAUGUAUCCACGCUCUUACCCUACGAGAAGCAUGAUCCGCAAAAGCUACAACGCAAACGUCAUAUCGGCAACGAUAUAGUCUGUGUGGUAUUUCUGGAAGCGGAUAAUACGCGUUUUAGUCCUGCCUGCAUUAAGUCACAUUUCCUACAUACAUUUAUACUGGUGUGUGUCUCGGCUCGCAUCAAACACAAACCCACACGGUAUGAGGUUUCGGUGGUGACACGCGAUGAAGUCGGCGCCUACAAGCCGUAUCUCUGGGAGCAGUCGGUGUUCGAGAAGGGUACAAUGUUUCGCGAAUGGCUACUCACGAAAAUCGUUAAUGGUGAACGUGCCUCAUAUUCGGCGCCGAAAUUUGCACGCAUGCAAGAGCGUACACGCUCGCAAAUGCUCGAGGAUUUGGUGAUGAACUUAUCGAAUCAUGCUGAGACCGGACAGAUACCGAAACCGUACCGUAGGGGCUCGUGGCGACCCAUCGGUCACAUGCGCCCCUCUUCGCCGCUGCUGGAUUCGGUGCGCGAUCAGUUUGAAGACUACGAUCAGUUGGCGAAAGAUUUUACGCGUGUAUUCUUAAACGAAGAACCGUCGUGCCUGCAAAAUGCGCAUCUUUUCGAUGUAGUCUUCCUGGUGGGGCAGUCGAAGCAAAAGGCGCGUUUCAUAGGCGUACGCGCGAUAUUGGGUGUGCGUAGUCGUGUCUUUCAGGAAAUGCUUUACGGUAUACAGACCGGUUUCGGUUCGCCGCAAAUACCAGUCGCUGAGAUUUUCGCACGGCCCGCACCAUCACUCGUGUCACCGCAAAAUCAAAAGCCGAAAAGCAACAACUAUCUUACAGUGCCCGAUUCCGAUUCGAUACGACCGAAGAGUGUGCCAUCAUCGCCGAUGGUAAAGCGGGCUUUUAGUCGGCUGGGUACCAUCACCGCUGGUUGGGGUCGUUCGAUACGUAAUAAGAAUACGAAUCAACUGAAUCCGGAGGAUAAAAAGAAAUGGAUAUCUUCAACGGAUUGUUCCAAUCGAGACAGCAAAGACAAAGAUAAGGAUAAGCCGGGCAAUAAUCAGCUGGCUGUGCCGCGGCUCUCGGUGUGUGCCGACGCACAAAAGGUCGAUCGCGCGAAGUUGGCACAGACAGAGUUCAACAUCAUCGAGUUCGAUCCAGACACAUUUCGGGUUUUGUUGGAUUAUCUGCAUACGGGCACGUGUCCGCUGACAUGUGUCUCCAUACCAGGUCUGUUAUGCGCUGCAGAACAUUAUGAUCUACCCGAGCUAUUGCAGGCUUGCUUUCAUCAUUGCAAACAGUUCCUGCGCAUCGAGGUUGUCUGCCCGAUGCUGAUUUCGCUGGAGAACUACUACUGGCGCUACACGUCCGCCUCCGAGUUGGUCAACAUGAUACUCUCCUUUGUCGAGAACAAAGCGCAUGCCCUCUUUAAAUGUCCCGAAUAUCUUAAUCUCUCCGAAUCGAUGGUGCAGAUGAUUAUGAAUCGGGAAUUGCAAACGCCCGAGAUACGUAAAUUCGAAGCGAUGCUGAUGUGGGCGAAGAACAAGGUGGCGAAAAUGAAGAAUCAUCCCAAUAAGGAUACACAAUUCGAGUUCGAAUGCAUUAUGGAACGUUUGACGCGUGAUCUCAAUCUUUGUCGCAUAUCGCCAAGCGAACUCUUGACGGUGGUCUUGCCCUCGAAAGCGCUCAAAAAUGAACGCAUCAUGGAGACACUUAUGAUGCAGGUGAACCUGGGCACCUAUCGCAUGCAGGAGUUGGACGAGUACCGACAGCAGUUGCGCAGCCAAGAAUCAGCCGAGGCAACGGUACAAGUGCAUCGGGGUGGAUGAGAUAGUAAGAAUGUUAGUUUCGAUUUCGAGCAUGGUGAAGGUGGCGGCGUCAUGAGAAGACGUACAAGUGAUGAUCGUGAUGACGAUGGGGAUGACGAGGCGGAAGAAGAACAGUAUGCACGUGCGAUUGCGAUAUCUGUACGUGGCGUCUCCACGGAAACUUACGAUGCGCUGGAUAAUGAGGUGGAGAUGUAUGCGAGCUUCGAGGUCGCGCCGAGUACGAGUCGUGUUGCGGCGCAAAUGCAGAAAUCGCGCCGUAAGCGUUGGGCAGCAGAUGGCGCGUCGGGCAGCAGCGAUGGUGGCGGUAGCAGCAGUGGUCGUAGGCAUUAAAUAAAUGGAGUGGACGUAAAGAAAAAUCGGUGGUUGGUUGUUGGUGGUGAGUGUGUUGGGUUUAUAGGCAGGCAGUUUUUGGCGAUUUCUGCGCUCUCUAGGAACUUAAGUUUUCAAAUCAUUAUAUAUGUUUGAGAUACACUUAGCUCAAACACUAAGGUAAAACUGUUUCGUUAAGCUAAUCUAUGACGUGAUAUGAAAACACGCACAAUUUUGACAUUUAGACAAAGUGAAAAUAUGAUUUCCAAAGCGUCCCACUGCCAUAAUUUCUAUUUAGUUUAUACUAUUUGCGUAAAAAGUGUUUAUACAGCGAAAUUAAUAUACCCGCCAAAAGAGUAUGCAAUCUUUAAAUUUAUUACUUUUUAAUUCAAACCCGUUCUAUUACCACCUCGGAGCGCUCGUUCCAAUUCCAACUCGUUCCAUAUCGUAUUUAAGCACAUUUCAGCCAUGUCAGGUGAUUUUACGUUACAGAAUUCAUAUUUUGUUUAAGAGUUUAAUAUUUAAUAUUUUAUGCAUAAUACUUUGCACUCGAGUAAACUUCGUUCCAUUCCCCACACGUUUCUUAUAAAUUUCGUACAUUUUUUACACGAAAUAUUUAAGCAUUUUCUGUUUGUUGUAGUGUUGCAAUUAUUUUGAGGUUCCCCUCAAAUUCCACUUCAUUCCGUUCCGAUUCCAUAUCGUUUCAUAUACUAAUUUCCAAUUUAAAAUGCAUUUUAAACAAAAAUUGCAAUAUUUUAUGUAUUUUUUGGAGAUGAAAUAUAUUUGGUUUUAAUGCCAUAGCAUUCCUCACGCAUUUAAAGAUUAUUUAUAAUUUUUUCAUAUAGUUUUGAAGUCUAUACAUAUACGAGUAUGUUUUGUUUCAAAAUUGUUUUUAUGAUACGUUGCACGUAUAUGGCAUUCUUGUUUGAUGUAUUACCGAAAAAUUUUCUACUUCUUCGCUGCCUCCCAACCAGCAAGCUUGUCAGCCAACACCAAUCACCAAUCACCAACAGCUACGCAUAUUUAUAUCUGUACCCGCCUAAAUGUAUGUUUCCGUAUAUAUGUGUGUGCGUCUAAUUACCGCGCAGUAUAUAUCAACCACCUAAAAGUAUGCUUUACUAUUUGAAUUAUUUAUGUAUUUGUGUGUCGAAAUCGAAACUAACAUGCCUUCAACUGUCACAUUCACCCCAAUUGAAUAAAAUUACAUAAAUUUAUAAUACUUAAAAGUAUAUACUAAGUUUGACGGAGAAUUUUCGAAAACCUUAAGUACGGUUUACACUGAGAGAGAAGGCAAAUUUCAAAUGAGAGCAUUUUUUAUGCUGAAUGAGAACAAAAUAUGAACCUAAAACGCUUACUGAAAAACAAAGACUAAUAUAAAACUUUUUUUAUUUUUAUUUAACGGUUUAUUGGUAAAGAUGAUUUUGUCUAAGUGAAAAAUAUUUGAAAAUAGAAUUUAAAUUUACUUCACACUUUACUGUGUAUGUAUAUGUAAAAAUGGUAUAUGUAAAAAUUGCGACAAUUCGUAGCUAAAAUUCGUGGUAUAAGAAAAUUUGAAAAAAUAUUGCAUUAUUGUUAAUAAACAAAAUCAAUAAAAGUUGCUUGGUGAAUGCCAAUAAAAAAUUCUAACCGUUUUAUGAGUAAAAAAAAUUUAAUGAAAAUAAUAUUAACUAAAACACGCGCAUUUUUUGUGUAAUUAAUUGUGAAAAAUAAAUUUAGUAUAAUAAUUAGGAAAAUUUAUAUGUGAAAUGUAAAAAGGAACUUAUGUAAUUCUUGAAA
Messenger RNA from Bactrocera oleae (olive fruit fly), 7180 nucleotides. The record is from RefSeq and is a predicted model, not a curated record. Lineage: Eukaryota; Metazoa; Arthropoda; Insecta; Diptera; Tephritidae.